UCCUAAGCGCUAGCCGUAGUUGGGACACCGCUCUGCUUCGCUGCAGUUGUGGAUGGAGGGUUAACCAGAGCAGAACAGGGGCACAUAUUCCUCCUGCAGAACCGAGGAGCAGCGGCUAGUGUCGGUGAGUGUCUGACUUCUGCUGCGGCUACCCGGCGGACCGCUGGUUCUCAUAGUUGCUUGGCACGCUGAGUAGUGAGRCAUCAUGGGUAACACAAGUGACCGAGUGUCUGGAGAUCGCCACGGGAAAGCCCAUCGCACCGACAGCGGCGGCAGCCACAAGGACCAGGAGUCUGGCAGCAAGAUGGUGGACAGCACAGACGACCCCAACGUCUUCAACACACAUGGACCUGAGUCAAAGUCUUCAGGAGACAAAGAAUUCACUCCCGAUCUGGACGACCUGGUUAAAACCGGUCCUCAGGCUCGACCCACUGUUAUUCGCUGGGCUGGCGGGGGUAAAGAAGUCUAUAUAGCUGGUUCCUUCAAUAACUGGAGCAACAAGAUACCCCUAAAUAAGAGCCACAAUGACUUUGUAGCCAUUCUGGACCUGCCUGAAGGAGAGCACCAGUACAAGUUUUUUGUAGAUGGACAGUGGCUCCAUGAUCCCUCUGAGCCGGUGGUAACAAGCCAGCUGGGCACCAUCAACAACCUGAUCACUGUGAAGAAGUCGGACUUUGAGGUGUUUGAYGCCCUGCAGGUCGACUCUCUGGAGUGCUCCGACACUUCAGACUUGUCCAGCUCCCCUCCAGGACCUUACGGCCAGGAACAGUACAUCUUUAGACCAGAAGAGCACUUCAAAGCGCCGCCCAUCCUCCCUCCUCACCUGCUUCAAGUUAUUCUCAACAAAGACACCAAUGUAUCGUGUGAUCCUGCCCUGCUGCCUGAACCCAACCAUGUCAUGCUUAAUCACCUUUAUGCUCUCUCAAUAAAGGACGGAGUAAUGGUCCUCAGCGCUACUCACAGAUACAAGAAGAAAUACGUCACCUCUUUGCUUUACAAGCCSAUCUAAGCUCAUGUGCCCCAGAGAGAAGCAUGUUUGACUCCACCUGCUUUUGUUGACACUUUUUUUUUUUUUUUUAUCGCGUUUGGCCGAAUCUUGCAGCAAAACACGUUUGCAAGCAAUUUUUAGCACCAGUUGCACCAGUUGACUGCCCUUUUGUCUACAAUAGGGCUCUAAAAAAGUAGAAGUGUGUUUGUGUUGGAUUUCAGGGAGAGAUUACUGUACUGUGGCUUUAAAUCCUAAUGACUACAUGUGAGACUGGAUCAGUCACAACAUGUUGUGAUUGUUUUUCCAUCUCGGUUUGCAACAAAAAUGAGAAAAAAAGAUCGUGUAAUUUUUGCGUGGCAGAUGACCUGUGAAUGAUCUGUGGUGGGAUGUUAGUGAUGAGCUUCAGCUUCAAACCGGUUACCUUUACAUGCUUUAUCUGACUGUGCUACAGUUCCCUAAACUCCCCGAUUCCUGCAUGCAGAAAGAGGGACAGACCCUCUCCACUGUUUUAACCCGAGUGCAAUAAUGUGCCAUAAAAGCAGUUCAAAGAACUGGRGGCACGACUUUCUGCUUUGAUCAACUUCGCGGUGGAGUCUACUGAAAACAAAGUCGAUUUCAGUUUACCCAACAAAAUGGUUUCUGUACACGCCGUUGUAAACGUAUUCGUACUCCUUGAAUUUUUCUUUCACUGCAGCUACAAACUUUAAUGAAUUUUGGUGGGGACGUAUGUGACGGACCACACCGAAUCUCAGGAGCUCCUCCCAAGUUACAAAGAGCCUGUUUCUCUUUUAAUGUUCUCCUUUCAUGCACUGUUGGUUCAGAUGGAUGGCCAUUCCUUGGUAUGUUUAUGUAGCUUAAGAGUUACAAUUUUUAUUCAUCAGAUAACAAGUUGAACAGAGCUCUGUGAGAUGUUCAAAGCUUGGGAUGUUGUCAUGUAACUGAGCUCUGAUUUAAAUGUCUUUACAACUUUAUGCCUUCACUAAUUUCCUCCAACAAACCUUCAUAGCGAGAUUAACCAAAUAGGUCAAUUCUYAAUGCAACUGAGAGUAAAGUGUUUCAUUUAGGGGUAUCAAAGUAAAGGGGUCACGCUUUAAAAUGUAGUUGGUGACCAAGUUUUAUUAGCAUUUGUAAUUUUCCUUUCAGAAUUUUGCAGUACUUUGUGUUCUUGGACAAAAAAAUCCCAUUGGAGAAAUAGUUCAAGGGGUACAAAUACAUUUGAAAAAAAUUUUAGUCGCUAAGCCAGGAAAACUCCGUGAACCGAUGGAGAAUAUUGUUGAAUAGUCUGUGUUCAGUUUCUGUCGUUGCCUUUGAGCAGAUGAGAUUGUGAGCACUUAACCAUCCUGUGAGCAGGAGUGUUUAUGUGAUCGUGUAACUAUGCAGCAGCACACAACUCUUGCUCUUUAGCUUCUCUGAUUUAAAUGUAUGUUUGUGUUUUAGCUUUACUAAAUAGUUCUGUGUACCAAA
Molecule: messenger RNA, 2452 nt
Organism: Poecilia reticulata (guppy)
Lineage: Eukaryota; Metazoa; Chordata; Actinopteri; Cyprinodontiformes; Poeciliidae
Gene: prkab2
Product: protein kinase, AMP-activated, beta 2 non-catalytic subunit
Biological process (GO): signal transduction
Cellular component (GO): cytoplasm; nucleotide-activated protein kinase complex; nucleus
Molecular function (GO): protein kinase binding
Source: RefSeq, a predicted model, not a curated record